This is a messenger RNA of Mycetomoellerius zeteki, 1539 nucleotides long. Its product is annotated as putative nuclease HARBI1. The transcript is spliced from 3 exons. Lineage: Eukaryota; Metazoa; Arthropoda; Insecta; Hymenoptera; Formicidae. The record is from RefSeq and is a predicted model, not a curated record. Bases 377 to 1513 code for a protein of 378 amino acids.
CUAAAUCCGUUCGUGUGCAUUGGGGCACAUGAAUCCAACUAUUCCGACCGCCAUCUUACCGGUGAUUCAAGUGCUCUCUGAGUUAAUUUGGAGCAAGCGAACAAACCUCGAGAAGUGUUCCGAACCCAUCGGCCGUCAAACUCAGCUAUUGGCUUCUAUUGGUCGCGUUCAGCAGACUCAACUGUUGUAGAGCGGAUCCGUGAGCGUUCACCGAUCAUGAUCCGAGUCUGCUGAACGGGUCUGAUCAUUAUUGUCACGUGACCAUAUAACGAUUAUAACCUUAUUUCAAGCAGCUAUGGCACCAAAUAGUGUAAGUGUCUGCGUUCCUCACUGCUAGUUACUAUAUAUUAUUAAAUAAGGAUAAUAUACAUGCAAUAUGGAGAAUUUAGAUAUUGUUGCGUUACUUGAAGAUGACGGUCAUAAUGACCGAAUAAACGUAUUGCACCUUAUGCUUAAUGAAUUAGUCGAACCGUUACCAGAACUGGAUGAACUAGAAGUGAGGCAACGUGAUGAAAGACCUAGAAAUCGUAAUUAUUACGAAAUUAUUGUUCCUCAAUACGACGUUGUUUUAUUUAAGGAGCAUUUUAGAAUGUCUCGUGCAACAUUUGAAGUGCUAGUUGAUAUAAUUGGAAAUUCCAUACAUGGGAAUCCAAAUUACCUUGUGGAUUUGAGAAAAAAAGUUAUGUUUUCAUUGUGGAUUUUAUCUAAACCGGAAAGUUUCCUUGCUGCUGGAGAUCGCUUUGAUUUACCCAAGAGUACUGCUCACUACGUAUUCAAAGAAGUUAUCACCAUUAUAGCUAACCUCUUACCGAAUUAUAUUACAUGGCCUGAUAGACGAUAUCAUAAUGUUGAAGAGAUUUUUCGAAGACGUUCUCGGGGAUUUCCCGGUGUUAUUGGGGCGAUUGAUGGUUGCCAUAUUCCAAUAAAAGCUCCUGUAGGCAACUCUAUAGAUUUUUAUAAUAGAAAUAAGAUACACUCGAUUAUAUUACAAGGUGUAUGCGAUCACAAGGCACGUUUUAUAGACGUUUUCAUCGGAAUGCCUGGACGAAUGCAUGACGCUCGAGUAUUUAGGCAGAGCGAGUUGUUUGCACGAUUGAAUAAUGCUGAAAAUCCUUUGCUACCCUUUAAUAUGCAUCUUAUAGGGGAUUCUGCCUAUCCUUUAAUGCCAAAUCUUAUGACACCGUUUCGUGAUAAUGGUCACCUAACGAGAGCGCAAAGUAAUUAUAAUAUUAAAUUAAGUAUGAUCAGAGCUAUUAUCGAAAGAGCAUUCGGUCUUUUGAAAAAUAAAUUCCGAAGAUUAAAAUAUUUAGAUAUUUCCGACCCAGCUUUGGGAAAUACUAUCAUAGCAGCAGCGUGCGUCUUGCAUAAUUUUUUAAUUGAUCGAGAUGAAAUUAAUUUCGAAUAUGAAGCACCAAUCGAAGCAAUGGCAAUACCGAACGAUGAUAUAGAUAUACUAAAUGAUAAUAUUCCUGCGGUAACAAAAAGAAAUGAAAUAGUUCAUUUAUUACAAUAAGAAAAAAAAAUUUAUUUGAAAAUAUA